UCACUCCGUUAGGAAGGUUCCUAAGCUAAAUGGACUAUUGGAAUGCAACCCAGCGUCCUCUUGUUUUGUUACACUUUAAAGACGACAGCCAAUGGCAUGCAGUUGAGAAAAACGAAUAUGGCUAACAGCACAAAAUGAAUCAUAGAAACCCCAUAUUUUACCAAAUGGCAAUAUUAUCCAGCUCUAGCUGAACUAUGCUAACAUUAGUUAGCCAACUAAGCCCAACCUCUGUAUGAAAUCCAGCACCGGUAGUCACAGCAACCGCAGUGUUUUUGUUUUGAGUUAUAUCAUCAUGAGGUAUAAGUUACCGUAAAAUGACAGCAUACAUUUGGGGUUGUGUUUUUUUAAACGAUGAUAUUAUCAAUAUUGUCUUACCUGCAGCUGCUGUCUGAUGUUUUCUUCCAGGACAAAAUGCAGCUUUCUUCUUCUGUGGUGCCGCCGGGACACCGGAGCUCCGCCCGGCUGCCACAGCGGCACCUAGAAGUCUAGAAGCGAAUACAGACAAGAACAGGAAGUGGGAAGCUGCACGGUUUGUUUACAUGAGUUUACUGGCAACGAGUGUGAUCCUGUGUAAAAUUACGAGUAAUGGUCUGAAUAUCUUAGCUUACUGAAUUUAAAUGGACAGUAGUGGAAGUGUAGGAGGUGGAAGAAAAGCAGGCAGAGGAGGCAGAGGAAGGAGAGGAAAUCGUGGGGGAGAGGGCAGAGAUGUUCGCCUGUCUAAAUCCUUGUCCUAUGCUCUUCGCCAUGGAGCCAACAAGAUGGAUCUUCAAAUAAGUUCAGAUGGCUUCAUGUUUGUGGAGGAUCUCCUGGCUCACACGCAGUUCAGCUCAUACUCACUGGAAGACGUUGAAAGAGUUGUGGCCACAAAUGACAAGCAGCGCUUUAAACUUCAUCGGCUGGAGGACGGCCGGCUCCAAAUUCGAGCCAGUCAGGGGCAUUCAAUACAAGUAAUGGAUUUGGAGCUGAAACCGGUCCUGGCUGGUUCUCCAGACUGCCCUGCUGAGGCAGUUCAUGGCACCUACCUCCGCAAGUGGAGCUCCAUCCAGCAGCAGGGCCUGAGCCGCAUGAGGAGGACACACAUCCACCUGGCCCCCGGCCUGCCUGGGGAGGAAUGGGUCAUCAGCGGAAUGAGGGAAGACUGUGAUCUUGCUGUGUAUAUUGACGUACCCAAAGCUCUUGCUGACGGUAUUGAGUUUUUCUGGUCAGAUAACGGUGUGCUGCUGACUGCAGGGGACGAUGAGGGAAAACUAAUCCCUAAGUACUUCAUCCGUGCCUUAAGACUGAGACCUACAAUCACUUUCCUUCUGUGUUACAGGGAGUAUCAUACCACUGCAGUAGCAUAAUAGGAUACUGCUCUGUCAUUGGUCACAGCAAGACUCAUCAUGGUUUGUUUGAUUCUUAUCCCAGUUCCCUUGGUAACAUAUAUUGCUUAGCAGGAGCAUACUAGCAUCCAAUAAGCUUAUUUUCAUUGCAUUAGGACAAUCCAUGGAGAAAUCAUCCUAAACGGACAAAGAUUUUUGAUUUUUGUUUCAUCAUUCAAAGGAUCAGGGCAGGUUUAGGACAGUUUGGAAAUGUAACACUAGUUAAAACAGACCUUUUUAAAUGUAUUUUGAAGACAUUUUAUAAGUGUGGUUUGUCCCUUGACUAAAUAUGAAUAAGCAGAGGAUACAGACACUGUGGUUUAAUGUAACGGACAGCUGUAACAGUCUUGUGAGAUAUGAUCACACACACACAGCGAGAUAAAUGGUUAGAAGCUUCCUGUGGAAGAAACAGCAGAAAUUACCCCCAUAAGCUGCAACCAUGAGGAGUAAAGACAACACAGAAUGAAAAAUGAAUUGCUGUAUUUACUUGAAUACAUGUUUAUUAGUGAAAACAAUUACUUUUGGCAUGUGUUUUUCUACGCCUUGUUUGAAUUCUUGGCAGUGAUAUUAUGGCUGCUGGCAAUAAGACUGCAGCUCUUUACAAAGCAAGGAUUUCCAUCCUGAGCAAAAGGAAGUCUGGACGCUGCAAAUCGAAACAGGAAACUAUUUGCUAGCUGAUGCAACAGUUAAUUUUACAUUUUCAUUAGUUUGGUUUUCAAACCUGCUGAGACUGGUUCUGAUGUCCAGCAGUUUGAACCAGCAACAGUCCAUCCUGAAGUUAAGAGUCAGCAUGGCGAACACCUUGAGUCUUGAACUGUCUGAACAUGUUGUCCAUCCACUAUAUCUGUGAAUGUGUAUAACAUAGGAUAUAUAAAAGGAUAGACUGAUAGACAGAUAGACACAAGAUCAGACCGUUUUUACGUUUUUUUCUAUUCCAUAAUGUGUCCUUCUGUUGAGGCACAUAGAAGACCUUAUGUGGGAUUUAUUUAUUUUUUGUUAGAGAGCUUCGUGGCCACCAGUCAGCUUGUGGAAAAGCUCUUCAUUGAGCGUGUCACUCUUCGAACGACUGCGUGUCGACAUGAAAAUGUAGCCUCCAAUAAACUCGUGAACAAUUUUGCAGUCGGCGGUCACGCAGGCGAAAGCAAUGUUGAUGUUGCCUUCAAACUCUAUGGCCACCUAGAGGAGUCAGAAACAUAUAGAGUAUAUAAAAGAAAAAGUAGAUAUAAGAUUCCUUCAAUAUGCAGGCAGAUGUUUUACAUUUAUUUUAGGGAAAUUACCCAACUGUUGCUCUUACGGGUAAUGUUCACGAGUUCACUUUCAAACAACGGCAGCAGGAUUUAAGGAAUAUUUUGUGGAAAACUGGGAAUCAAGUUUGAUAUUUGAUUUCUCAAGUUCUGCCUUAAUUUAAUUUGACCUUGUGUGAAGUUAUUAUACCCUUUUGAGCAGUUAAACCACACAUAGGAAACCUUAGUGGGAAAAUAUCCAAAUAAUAAACUUUUGUAUGGUCUGUUUAGCUAAUUCAGUAGCACACCUUCUCUGGAAACCAAAGUGUGAGAUCGUGCAUACUGCAGACAGAAGGUGGAUCAAAGCUAUAUUGUCACCUGUCGUAUGUCCCAGUUGACAUUCCACUGCUUCAUGUUGUUGUAGCGCCAGGUCUUCACCACAUCCCCCACAGCCAGGUCGAUACGGAUCAGACGGUUGGGAGCAAUGCCCAGUACCUCGUCCUUACGACUGCCCUUAAACCUAUUUAGCAAAAACAUCUUAAUCUUCUUUUCACUCAAAACUAAACUGUUGAUACAAAGGUCAAACUUUAAUCCUCAAUUCAAUACAAUUCAAUAACUUGCUAGAUCAUUGAUGUGUUUUCAACCCUUUCAAUCAAAUUGACAAUACUAUUAUUGAUAGUGACUUGAGCCUAGUGACGAGCACACUGUUCCUAGAAUAUUUAGACAGGAGUUUAAAUCUUAAUUUAUACCAAUGUAAGUUUUUAGAUUUUAGUUGGCUUUAUUUUCUUGCUGUUAAAUGUUGUUUUAUAGUUUUAAAUUGUAUAUUUAUCACGGCUUGUGAGUGCUGUUCUGUUAAAGAAAGACUUUAUGUUGUGCCUUCAUGGUCCUAAAUUGAUGCUAACAGGCAUUUCAUAAAUUCUGAUAAGUUUUAAAUUGAACUUUACCUGACAACAACGUAUGAGAGCCCGAAGUCUGGCAGGGCUUGCCAGAUCUGCAGGAAGCGCAUCACUGCAUCUGUCAGUGAGAGCUGAGCCACGUUCUGGUAUGCAUCCAGGAUACGAGGAGUCAGCUGGAGCAGCAGGCACAGGGCAAAAGGUCAGAUGUUAGUAUAUUUCUGCUGCCUCAUAAACGCAAUGGGCAGUAGUUUCAGCUGCAUAAUAGUUCAAUUAGCUCAAUUGUGCAAAAUCACUGUUCUGCUGUCCAGAAAUUAAAGGAAUACAUCAGUUUACAAAUUCCACACAACUUAUGCAGUAUCAUUUAAGUUACAUUUAUUCACACCAUGAUAACCAAACACACUUUUCCGUUAAACCGAGAGAAAAGGCAUAUGUUUAUUAAUUAGCAAAGUUUUGCUGUGGUUUUCACUCUGCCCCAUUAACUUAAAUUUGAUUAUUCCUUUACUAGGGAGGUAAAUCCUUUUUUCUUCAAGAAUUAAAAUUAGCACUUGGUGUGUCAUUUGUAUACAAAUUAUCAUUUUAGAGGAAAAGUACUGUCAUUCAGUAUAUUAGAUUUAUAAAUGAUGGAUUGGUGUGAUCGAAUAAAGUACUUGGCUGUAGCUACCUACUGAUAAAAUGAGAGUAUUACAUUUACUCUUUUUUUUUUUUGAGCCUACAUCGAAGUUCCACCUCUUCUGUACCUGUUUGGCUUUGUACUUCUUAUGGUAGCGUGGCGACACCAGACUGUGAGGAUUGAUGCUUUCAUCGUUAGCAUUUGCGUUGCCAUGGGAACCUGAGCUGGUUUUCUGCAUAGCCAGGAAGGAGCGGAUGCUCUGGAUCUCACUCUGGAAACUGCUGUCAGCCAGACUUUUGCCUUUGGAGGCCAGUCGACACCCAGCCAUCCACUGAGCAUACUGCUGCUCCUGGAGGGCGAGAGACAACCGCAGAGAGAGAGUAAGCAUCUCGGAGGCGGAGCUGCUCUCUCCCUCCAUCUUGACCUCCAGGGACUGCAGGGCAGACUCCAGGUCGUCCAUGGCUGCACUGGAGCUCAGCGCCUGGGGCUCCGACUCAGACACCUUACUGAUGUGGUACUACAGGAGAGGAGAGCAGAGGUGGAAUGUAACUAAGUACAUUGACUCAGCUAUUCAACUUAAGUACACUUUUGUAUAUGACAAUAAAGCCCUUUGAACCUC
Molecule: messenger RNA, 4709 nt
Organism: Gymnodraco acuticeps
Lineage: Eukaryota; Metazoa; Chordata; Actinopteri; Perciformes; Bathydraconidae
Gene: trpt1
Product: tRNA phosphotransferase 1
Exons: 8
Coding region: 618-1343 (241 amino acids)
Biological process (GO): tRNA splicing, via endonucleolytic cleavage and ligation
Molecular function (GO): tRNA 2'-phosphotransferase activity
Source: RefSeq, a predicted model, not a curated record